Salmo salar (Atlantic salmon) is the source of this 2344-nucleotide messenger RNA. NCBI's taxonomy places the organism in Eukaryota, Metazoa, Chordata, Actinopteri, Salmoniformes, Salmonidae. The record is from RefSeq and is a predicted model, not a curated record.
GCGUAUCACACAGUACAAUGUGUGGUUCUGAAUCACUAUUCAAAGGUAACGCGUACCACAUUCACCAUAUGAAUUGUGUGAUUGGUAAAAUGUUUCCACCUUUUAAUGGGGUGAUUGGUGGCAAAUCGGGUACACUAUACAUAAUCUUUGGUACUGUCUUUGCCCGCCCCCUUCGCUUGUCGCUGGACAAUGACGUAUGUUUUACUCGCUGUUUACAAUGGCGACUACUUUCUAAAUGAAGGAAAGAUACAUUUACAGUAGCGAACAAAUACCCAGCGAACGGUAGAAAAAGCAAGAAGUCUCUUUUGCAAUGUCCAACAGAACAGCAUAUUUUUAUGAUCCGGAUGUGGGGAACUUUCAUUAUGGUGCUGGUCACCCUAUGAAACCCCAUCGUCUCUCGCUGACGCACAGCCUUGUUUUGCACUAUGGCCUCUACAAAAAGAUGCAGGUUUUCAAACCAUACAAAGCCUCACAACAUGACAUGUGCCGAUUCCACUCAGAAGAUUACAUUGACUUUCUGCAGAAGGUCAGCCCCAACAAUAUGCAGGGUUUCACAAAGAGUCUCAACACCUUUAAUGUUGGGGAUGACUGCCCUGUAUUCCCAGGCCUGUUUGAGUUCUGCUCCAGGUAUACAGGAGCAUCUCUACAGGGAGCAACACAGCUAAACCACAAGAUAUGUGACAUCGCCAUCAACUGGGCCGGGGGUCUUCAUCAUGCUAAGAAAUUUGAGGCCUCUGGAUUUUGCUAUGUGAAUGACAUUGUCAUCAGUAUACUAGAGCUUCUGAAGUACCACCCGCGUGUGUUGUACAUAGACAUUGACAUUCACCAUGGUGAUGGGGUGCAGGAAGCCUUCUACCUGACUGAUCGGGUCAUGACUGUAUCCUUCCACAAGUACGGGAACUACUUCUUUCCAGGGACAGGUGACAUGUAUGAGGUAGGGGCUGAGAGUGGCCGGUACUAUUGCCUAAACGUGCCUCUCCGGGAUGGGAUCGAUGACCAGAGCUACAGGCAACUCUUUCAGCCAGUCAUCAAGCAAGUGGUGGACUUCUACCAGCCAACCUGUAUCGUUCUUCAGUGUGGGGCUGACUCUCUGGGCUGUGACAGAUUAGGGUGCUUCAACCUCAGUAUACGAGGCCAUGGGGAGUGUGUGGAGUUUGUGAAGAGCUUCAGGAUUCCCCUGCUGGUACUGGGAGGAGGAGGGUACACAGUACGCAACGUGGCCAGAUGCUGGACCUAUGAGACCUCCCUCCUGGUUGAUGAGCCAAUUAGUGAUGAGCUGCCCUAUAGCGGUAAGCGAGCAAGCCUAAGCUCUUCUGCCACAGUUUUUCCAUUUGCUAAUUUUUUUCUCCUCACCCCUUCAGAGUACUUUGAGUAUUUUGCUCCAGACUUCACACUCCACCCAGACGUCAGCACCAGGAUAGAGAACCAGAACUCCCGACAGUACCUGGAGCAGAUCCGUUCAACGGUCUUUGAGAACUUGAAGAUGUUGAACCACUCCCCCAGUGUCCAGAUCCACGACGUGCCCUCGGACAUCCUGAGCUACGAGCGCACUGACGAGGGAGACCCAGAUGAGAGGGGCUCAGAGGACAACUAUUCCAGGCCAGAGGCAGCCAAUGAGUUCUACGAUGGUGACCAUGACAAUGACAAGGAGAGCGAUGUGGAGAUCUGAACGCUCAGAUGUCAGACUUUUUCCCCUCUGGUCGCUCAUGAUAUUAUUGGGAAACCAUCAAGGCUGCAGUCAGCGUUGACUAAACUUUUCCCCAACAAAUGGACAUACUAUACUCAGAGCGAGACACUACCACAAUUUAUUCGUUUUUUUUUUUUUAACUGUCCAACAUUGAGUAUGGAGAGGACAUUGUCAAGCACUUCAAAUGUUAUUCCUCACAUUUAGUAGACUAACAGUGAAAUACUUACUUACACAAUGAGUAACGAUAACAGCUAUAUACACAGGGUACCAGUACGCAGUCGAUGUGCAGGGGUACAUAUGACUAGGCAACAGGAUAAACAGUAGCAGCAGUGUGUGAUGAGUCGAUUCACCAGAAGACAUCCUAGAGGGGCCCAAUACAGCCAGAUAAACAGUAUAACAGAGGGCAUGAUUGUGUAUGAAAUGUCUGGGCCUUAUCAGCACAGGAUGAAGAGACUUCACCUUGGUCCAAAGGGCUUUGACUUCCUGUGGUUGCUAGGUGCUUUGUCAAAAGGGACCUGGGUCUUAUAUUUACCAGUUUUCACUUCGCACACGGCGGUCAUCUGCAUAACAAGUAAAAAUGUUUUGAUUUUCUUUUUCUUCAUGAAAAACUGCAUGCUACAAUGCUUCCCAUCUAUAAAGAACUCAAUUUGCCAUUUA